Messenger RNA from Klebsormidium nitens, 3012 nucleotides. NCBI's taxonomy places the organism in Eukaryota, Viridiplantae, Streptophyta, Klebsormidiophyceae, Klebsormidiales, Klebsormidiaceae. The record is from the annotation of a GenBank genome assembly.
CAUGGACACCUGGUGAACACUGACAGGCACACUUUCUCUGCAGCCAUGCAGAAGGUUGGAGCAGCUGAGCUAGAGUAGGGUGCGCAUGGCGCGCUCAAGUGCGGAUCUGCAGACAAAGUAGUCCUCUACUGUUGGUAUACACGCAUCCAUCCAAAAAAAGCUGUCUCUUUUUUGCACGCUCAUUAUUAAGGAUCAUGCCUUUCUUUGCACAAGAGCAGCAGCCAACAAUGCCUAAUGGACGCAUUGCAAGAUACCAAGCUAGUAAAAGAGAAACCAAAAGAGAAUGCGACGUCAGCACCGCCAACAGGACAGAGUCAAGGGGCGCAUUCUGAGGGCUUGCCGCAUUCUGGGGCGAUGGGCCCCCCUGAUUCGGCGCCCCAGGAGGGGCGCAUUGGGAGGGGUGACACCAGAAAGGGAGUGCCAGAAGAGUCAAAGCAUGCAGAGUCUAGGAUCAGGGUCAUCACGUUAGAGGCAGCAAGGCUGAGAAAGGAGCUGAGGGACUCGGAGGCGAAGCGGCAGAGGGCGGUGGACAAGUGUAAGGAGUAUGAGGAGAAGAACCGAUGGGGGGAGCGAGCGAUCAGUGAGCUGCGAUACUCGAACAAGCAGCUUCAAGGGGAGCUUAAACUUGCCAGCGAGGCGGCCGCUGCGUCAGCCACCCGCAACAGGGCUGCGCUGGCAUCACUCAGGGCUGGACUUGGCGCCGUAGAGCAGGCUGUCGCAGAGAGGGCCGCCAAGAGCCACACCCAGCUACAGGGCCUCUUCACCGCCCUGCAGGGCCUUCAGCGAUUGGUGCUGCAGCGCGCCAGCGUGCCAGGUAGCGACAUGCUAGAGGCCCAGCGCUUGUUUGCCGAGCUGGUGCAUGGGCUGGGGGCUCUUGGCAGUCUGAUUGGCGGCGGCCUCCAUCCCCUCAUUCCCCCCCAGUCCGCCAGCGAGCCCCCCACCCCCGCUGCCCCUCCCCUAGCCCUUAAAGAGCAGUCUGCCAACGUGGCUCUCGCAGCAGAGUUGGUCGUGCUAAAGCAGCGCAUGUCGUCCGUUGAGGCCGAACGAGUGAGGCUUUCUGCGGAAGCGACCUCUCUUCGGGAGGAGCUAGCGCGCGAGCGCACCGGCGAGGGCGCCAAGGCCGCGGCGUUGAUCCCGCAGUACCGGAUGGCGGUGGUCAAGGCACGUGCCCAGGCGUCGGCCCUGCGGGAGCGCCUGGCGGAGGGGGCCAAGGAGCGCGCGGCACUGCGGGAAGAAGUGGAGAGCGCGCAAAAGGCGCUGCGAGAAAGUUCCAGCGCCCAGGAAGUGGAGCAGCAGAGGGAGGCCCUCCAGAGCGCGCGCGCGCUGAGUGAGGCGGCUGCAGCCCGGCAGCAACUAGAGGCGGACCUGCAAGUCCUGCGGAAACGGCUGGCGCGGUUGGAGGCGGACGCAGAGCGGUGGACGAAAGAGAGGGAAGCGCUGCUGGUUCGGUCGGGCGAACUCGAGCAGCGUUGCAAGCAGCACAGUCGGACGAUCCGGGACCUCCGCGCGCUCAUUGCGGACCAGCGCGCGGACGCCCAGUUCGCGCUUGAGAUUGUGUCCAAGCGUCCGAAGAUCUUCUUCUUCCCCCCCCAACAUUCAACGCUGGAAACCACCUCCCCCCGGCCAGCCACAGCGUCUGCUGUACACGAAACUUUGGGGCGGAGCCAAACCUGGUUAAAUGAGCACGCGGUUAACGGGAACGGGCAGGCGGGAAACGGGUUCGAGAACGGGUUAGGGGCGGGUUUGGACUGGACUUCGAGUGGGGAGCGCUCGUCGGAGUUUGCGGGAAAGGGUAGGGAACGGCAUCGAUAUCACAGAAGUCGCAGGAGGGGAGACAGGAAAACGGGUCGAGACGAGGGUUAUGCGAGCGUGCCUAACCCGAGCCAUCAGCACGGGUUAAGACGAGACGAGCAGGGGGCAAGGCCGGGCGGGUAUGACGGGAGCGCUCCCAAUCCGGGUUUCGAGCGUGGCUUAAGAAGAGAGGGUAAUGAAGUGGAGGUAGACGGGUACAGAGCGGUUGGGGUUAAGGGUGGGUUAGGCACAGAGAAUCGCAAUAACGAGGGCAACGGUUUACUGCCAGCGGGGGUGAUGCCGAGCGGGUUUGGGCAUACGGACUUUCACAAAAUUGGGGGCCCUGUCAUUGAAGGAAGGGACGGGGACAGCCUUCCUCCGGAAGCGGGAGGGUUGAGAAAAGGCCAUGGUUUAGGGCCCAGUAGUGUGGGGGUUUCUUCUAAACCAGAGGAGUGGAACGGUGUGAAUAAUCGGCUUAGUGAAGCGAAGGCCUCCUCCGGGAAGCCGAACGGGGGUAUUCUCGCCGAGGGGUUGCUGGACGACCUUCUGCUGACAGAAACGGAAAGUGAACGAGAUCUGUUAGGAAAGAUUAACGGCGGUUCCCUAAAAGCGGGGAAUCGUUCAGGCGUUUCCCCGGUCAGUCAGUCGCUGCCGGCCGGGCAGUGGCCGAGCCGGGGGUUAGAGGCAACAGCGGCUGCAUAUGCGCAGCCAAUAAGUAACAAAGUAGUGGGCGAUCGAGACCGAAACGAAGGGGUUACGCUACAAAACGACGGUGGGUUAAUGGGCGAAAACGGUGAGUUAGGUAGACGAGAAAGCGAGUCCGAUACUGGGGUUUGGAAGGGGGCCGCCGCAGCGGCAGGAUCAGAAGAGCUGCAGAAAGGGAUGGCGGCGUUGGAUAGAGAGAUCGCGGACUUGCAGACGAGCUUGCAGGCUGCCAGCUGGCGCCUGCAAGAGUAGCCACGUCGUCGCGAUUCUAAAAAGUUGAGGACAGUCAAGACUAUGGAUGAAUGGAAGUUGAAGAGAUACGUGUUGACAGUCAGAGUAUGCAUUGCUGGUUCGCGUUUGGUGAUUCUUCUACUCGCAUGUUACAGUGCUAACUAUCCUUAAGGACCUCUACAUGUACCCCAACUUCUUUGCUCGGAUGGGCGGCAACUUUGAAGUUCUGUUACAGAUCGGAUUCACAAGUACAAUAGAUGCAAGGGAUAGUUUAUGAUGCGCAAU